This is a messenger RNA of Diaporthe amygdali, 1782 nucleotides long. RefSeq lists its product as uncharacterized. The transcript has 3 exons. The coding region runs from base 1 to 1782 and encodes 593 amino acids. Gene Ontology annotation, biological process: transmembrane transport. Gene Ontology annotation, molecular function: transmembrane transporter activity. The record is from RefSeq and is a predicted model, not a curated record. Lineage: Eukaryota; Fungi; Ascomycota; Sordariomycetes; Diaporthales; Diaporthaceae.
AUGGCUCGAAGCAGCAGCGAGGAUAGAGCCAAGAAUGAUUCGGCCACGAGCACUAGCACGAGUCCUGAAGAGAUAGGCGUAGUGGAUGAGACCGAAUAUGCUCAUGGCAUGAAGCUUUUCCUGAUCCUGGCUUCUCUACUCGUGACCUUUUUCACGGUUCUCCUCGACACGAGCAUUAUAGCAACAGCAAUCCCCAAAAUCACAGAUGACUUCCACGAGCUCGGAGAUGUUUCUUGGUACGGUGCGGCUUUCAUGAUGACUAUGGGCGGCACGCAAUCGGCUUGGGGCAAAGUGUACAAGUACUUUCCGCCCAAGGUUGGGUUUCUUGUAGCCGUCUUCGUGUUCGAGUCCGCGAGCGCCGUAUGCGGCGCUGCUCCGAACUCGACGGCACUCAUUAUCGGCCGCGCUCUGGCGGGAGUCGGCGCGGCUGGCAUUGCGAGCGGCACGUUUACUGUCAUCGCCCUCGUUGUCGAGCCAAAGCAUCUUGCCACCUUCACUGGCAUCACAGCCAUAACAAAUGGAGUGUCUUCGGCCAUUGGGCCUCUUAUCGGUGGUGCUCUUGCCGAUAAAGUGACCUGGAGGUGGUGUUUCUAUAUCAAUCUUCCCAUUGGCGCUCUUGCAGUGCCCUUCAUCAUCCUGUUUCUUCGCAUCCCCCCGCGCAAAGGGGAUCCUUCUGAGACAGGCUUGCGGCAGAAGAUGAUGCAGGUCGACCCCGUCGGUGUCGUGUUGGUCAUGGGCGGCAUCGUUUCUUUCAUCCAGGCACUGCACUUCGGUGGUUCGUCAAAGUCGUGGUCAUCGAGCACCGUCAUCGGCCUACUGGUAGGUUCUGUCGCUAUCGGUGCCGCCUUUGCCGCCUGGGAGUGGCAUCAAGGCGAGCGCGCUGCAAUUCCGCCGAGGCUGAUGGCCGACCGCAAUGUAUUGGUCAACUCGCUCUAUACGGCCCUCUUCGCGGGCUCAUACUUCACAGUCAUCUACUACCUGCCCAUCUACUUCCAGAGCAUUGAUGAUGUCAGUGCCACCAUGUCGGGCGUCCGCAACCUGCCGUUGAUCAUCUCCGUGUCUGUCACGAUACUCGUUUCGAGCGCUUUUGUCUCCAAGACGGGGCCCAAGCCCUUACUGCUAGCCGGUGCAGGUCUAGCCACUGUCGGUUGUGGGUUAUUAUAUACUCUUGGAAUCGGUUCUUCCGCUGGAAAGUGGAUCGGCUACCAGUUCAUCGCCGGUAUUGGAUGGGGUCUCUCGUUUCAGCUUCCCAUAAUCGUUGUGCAGGGCAAGGUAGCACCAAAUGAUAUCGGACCAGCGACAGCCAUCAUACUAUGUAAGCUCCAAUCCCCGUCUUCCCAAGCCAUGGACACCGGCUUACUCUUCAUUUUCCGGCCAGUUUUCCAAACCGUCGGUGCUGCUUUCUUUCUGGCAGCUGCGCAAUGCGCAUUCCUCAACCAGGUCCUCAUCAAACUUCGCACCAGUGCCCCAGGUGUCAACCCGGCGACUCUUGUUGCAACUGGAUCGGCUCAAUUGCGCUCCAUCUUCACUACAGACGAGAUGCCCGGCAUCCUGGCUGCUUAUAUGGCCGGCCUCAACGCCGCGUUUGCAUUGUCUGCCGGAGCAGCGGGGCUAGCUUUCGUCGUGGCUGUGUUUAGUAGCCAUAAACCUCUCUCUGCACACACCCCACCUGAUGUCAGGACCGAUGGAGGGAAGAAAAGUCCUCCGGUUGAGGAACAAGCGACAGCAUCCCUUGAGUCCGGAGUUGCGGGAAUAAUUGAUGAGUCGCAAAGCAAAGAGUAA